Molecule: messenger RNA, 753 nt
Organism: Monascus purpureus
Lineage: Eukaryota; Fungi; Ascomycota; Eurotiomycetes; Eurotiales; Aspergillaceae
Source: the annotation of a GenBank genome assembly
AUGGCACCCGGUGUCCCUCUGCUUGAACUGCUACAACUUUAUUACGAGGACUACUCAUCGGGCGCGGAUAUCAUCCUCUCAGAUGUCUAUCCUGUCGCCAUCGGCGCUACUUGGUCCGCGGUGUAUGAUACCGUGUGCAACACGACCUAUGGCUGCUGUGGAUGCGACGACUGCAAGGGCGAAUUCGAGGACAUUUCCAGCUGCCUCGAUCUCUUUGCUCAAUACCAGGGCUGGAUUGGCGGUGGUCCCAAGACAUACUUGGGAGUUCCGCAAGCAUUUGGCAAUGAGUCCUUCUGGAGUCGGUAUCCCACUGCGGCUGAGGAGGUGACGAUGAACAUUCUGAGCAUCAACCACAAUGCCAAGGGGAUCGUGAUGUGGGAUUACCCGACCAGCGCAGAGCUGGGAAACAUGACGAGCGCAUUGGCUCGCGUACUGGCUUCGCGAGAUGUAACGCGGUUCCUGCUGGGGGCGCCGACUGUCGUGCUGGAAGUGACUUCAGGGCAGCAACGGAUCGAUGCAGCAGGCUGGAGAGUGGGUAACCGAACGCUGGUCAGUAUCUUGUACCUGGAUUAUUCAGCGCUCUCAUCACGCGUGGCAGUGGCAUUGCCUUUCAGAGGAGCCCGUUCGAUUGAAAAGACACUCUGGGGUUCCAAUGGCUGGCAGGUGUCGCAGGGCCAACUGGUGAAGAACGGCAUGGACGCACUGGAGUCGAAUCUCGUGAUUGUAGAGUGGCCUAGUCCGCUUCCGGAUUAG